CUAAGAAAACGGAAAAAAAAAACAAAACAAAAACAAAAUGAUGCUACUAUUUAAACCGUCUAUAACCCUAGGGAAAAAGUCAAAACCACGUCCAUACCAAAUCUUCUCUGAGUCUCUUUUAAUGGAUAGUAUUGAAGCAGCUGAAUCUCUCACCCGAAAAUGGAUUUCUCCGGAUCAAUCUCGUUCAUCUUCUUGCUCCCUCUCUUCCAUUUUCUCCACAGAUAAUCGCGCCGAAGGAAGAAGAUUUAUCGAAGUCAUCAACAGCUUACAAUACGCGAUUCAAGGAGUGGUCUUGGUGAAUCCUGACUCACCAAAACUCACUCGAGCGCAUAAUCUUGUAACUAUCGCUAUGAAACAGUUGGAAAAAGAGUUUUACCGUGUUUUAAAAUCGAACCGACGAAAUCUUGAUCAUGAAUCCGUCUCCGUUCGAUCUUCCCCAUCUUUCAACCCGAGGAAAAAAGUUUCUAUUUAUUCUCAAGUUCCUAAAUCCGAAGAAGCUGAUGUUAUGACGGAUUUGAAAAUGAUCGCUGAUUGUAUGAUAUCAUCCGGUUACGAAAACGAAUGUGUCAAGAUUUACAAGAAAAUAAGAAGAUCAAUCAUGGUCGAAGCGUUGAGAAACUUAGGGUUUGAGAAUCUUAGUUUUGGCAAGAUUCAGAAAUUGGAUUGGGAUAGUAUGGAGAGGAACAUCAAGAAGUGGUUAGAAGCUACGAAAGUUGUCAUAACAAAUCUCUUCGAUGGUGAACGUAUCCUAUGUGAUCACGUGUUCUCGCCAUCUGUCUCCGUUGCGGAGUCUUGCUUCACGGAGAUUACGUUAGAUAACGCUUUAACACUCUUUGUCUUCCCCGUGAGUGUUGCAAGAUGUAAAAAAACCGUAGAGAAGAUCUUCUUGACUCUCGACGUUUACCAAACGAUCUCGCAGCUUCUUCCUCAAAUCGAAGAGAUUUUUAGUUAUAAUUCGACUUCUUCGGUCCGCUUACAAGCUGCUGAUUCUCUCAACAAUCUUGGUGAGGCGAUUAACUCAAUGGUUGCCGAAUUCGAAGCUUCCAUUACAAAAGAAGCUUCGAAAUCGCUAAUCCCUGGAGGUGGAGUUCAUCAGCUCACAAGGUACGUCAUGAAUUUUAUAGUCUUCCUUGCCGAUUAUAAUGAGUGUCUUGCUGGAGUUCUCACUGAAUCGACGUUGCCAUUACCGGAAGAUUACUUCGGGAACAAUGAUGAAGACAACAAAGAAGGAGGAGAAACCGGAACUUCGUCUUCUUCUGCUCCGGUAACGACAAGAUUCGCGUGGCUAAUCCUCGUCCUGCUUUGUAAAAUCGACACAAAAUCUCGAAUCUACAAUGAUAUGGCUCUAUCGUACCUCUUCUUAGCCAACAAUCUUGAUUACGUGGUCUCCAAGGUACGUACAUCGAAUCUGAGAGUCGUUUUGGGAGAUGAAUGGGUGACCAAUCACGAAGGUAAAGUUACGCAAUACCUAGAAAAAUACGAGAAAAUAGCUUGGGGAGAAGUGAUUACGUCACUUUCCGAUCGUGACGAGGAGAUGCUCGAAGAACAUGUGGCCAAAGAGCGGUUGAUGCGAUUCAACGAGGCGUUUGAGGAAACGUUUCAGAAGCAGAGCGAGUGGGUUGUACCUGAUUCGAAAUUGAGAGACGAUUUAAAAGGUUCCUUGACGAAGAAGUUAACUACGGUUGCGACGUCGUUUUAUGGAAAGUACCAGGUGGAGAAUUGGGAGGACAUUGUCAGAUUUUCCCCUGAAGAUUUAGGUUACUACCUUUCUGACCUUUUCUUAGGUACGGGACGAUCGUGUAUCAUCGUUCCUUCCCUUAAACCUUCGGACUCAGGACGUUCGCUUAACUCAGAAUCAGGACGUUGAAGUUGUAGUGGCAUUUGUGUCAGUAUGUACUUUGGAUCUUUUCAUGGAUCAGAGAUCGUUGGACAUCAGUCAUUGUUGGAUACGUUACGGCCGGUAAAGCCUAUGAUUGGUUGGUUUAGCAAGCGAGAGUGUUUAGUAUUCAGUACUGUAUGUGACAUGACCAAUAUUUGUAUAGCUCACAAAACGGCGCAGCCCAG
This is a messenger RNA of Camelina sativa (false flax), 2064 nucleotides long. Its product is annotated as exocyst complex component EXO70H1. Gene Ontology annotation, molecular function: phosphatidylinositol-4,5-bisphosphate binding. The record is from RefSeq and is a predicted model, not a curated record. Gene Ontology annotation, cellular component: exocyst. Gene Ontology annotation, biological process: exocytosis. Lineage: Eukaryota; Viridiplantae; Streptophyta; Magnoliopsida; Brassicales; Brassicaceae.